GGACGGAGGGGCGACAUUUUUAUUUCGGAAGAGGCCAUCUUAGCUGAUGGAUACACCACCCUGUGCUGCUGUGUCUUAGUUAGUAGCUGUUGCACAGGAGGCACCCACCCAUGCUGGUGGAGGAAGGAAGGAAGGACUAGUGCGUACUAUUCUAUUCUAUUCUACUACUAACAAGUCGUGUGCAUAUAUAUAUAAUAUAUAUAUAUCGCUGUGGUGCUGAAUAUUUGAACGUAAUCGUUCUGUUUGUGCAUAGCAAAUGUGUCGUCGGUGAGUGGUGCUGCUUCCACGGCGCGGUGCGGGGAUGUAGGCGUCAUUGUUGGACGUAGUUAGCUCGGUGUUCUUCUUCUCGUCCAUUCAUUGUUUGGUGGGGAGAAUCAAAAAGUGCCUUCUUCUUCUACUCCUAUAAUUGUGUGUAUAGUUUUCUAUUCUGGCGGCUCGUUUGUUGUUUGAUUGGGUUUUUGUGUUGAGUGAGUGCUGCAGUGCUUCAUCAUUCUCACCUGUAGGUGUUUUCUUUUCGAUGAUUCAAAGGCUACCGAAGAAUACUACUACGAGACUCCCCUCCAGUUCUGACGACGUGGGUCCACUUUUGCAGUAGGCGCUGUGCCCGCACGCGCAAGAUGGAGUAGUAGCAAAGUGAUAGAUAGAUAGAUCUAUGCUUGUUUAUAGUGGUGGAAGACAUCGAGCAAGGCUUUUGUUUGUAUUAUGAUUGUGUGAAGGAAGGGGUGGCGAACCUGUCCGACGACGAUCUUCGGUUGGAGCCCGGGAACAAAAGAGUUUGGUGUGCUGUGCCUCUUUCUUCUGGUGACCCGUUUGUCGAGGACACCAGUGCAGACCUGCGUGAGAUAGGGCGUGUGAAGUCCCCUUCUCGUCUCUUCUUCAAUUAACUUGUUUGAUCUGUGAUCAAAAAACACAUAGUUCAAAAUGAAUAACGACUUAGAAGCAUUGCGACAAGAAACAGAACAGUUAAAAAACCAAAUAAGGGAAGCCAGAAAAGCGGCUGGUGACACAACUCUAUCACAAGCAUGUGGUUCUAUAGAGACAGUAGGCAGAGUACAAAUGAGAACCCGGAGGACACUCCGAGGUCAUCUCGCAAAAAUAUACGCCAUGCAUUGGGCGUCGGACUCUAGGAAUUUAGUAUCAGCCUCUCAAGAUGGUAAAUUGAUAGUAUGGGACGGCUACACAACAAAUAAGGUCCAUGCCAUCCCGCUCCGUUCAAGCUGGGUGAUGACCUGUGCCUAUGCUCCGAGUGGGAACUUUGUAGCAUGUGGAGGUCUAGACAACAUCUGUUCUAUUUAUAGCCUCAAAACUCGUGAGGGAAAUGUCCGAGUCAGUCGAGAGCUGCCGGGACACACAGGCUAUCUGUCCUGCUGUCGAUUCAUUGACGAUAACUCCAUUGUAACUAGUUCGGGAGACAUGAGUUGUGCACUAUGGGAUAUAGAAACAGGCCAGCAGACCACCUCUUUCACUGGGCACACUGGUGAUGUCAUGAGUCUAUCCACAUCCCCCGACUUUAGGACUUUUGUCUCUGGUGCUUGUGACGCCUCAGCAAAGCUCUGGGAUGUAAGAGAUGGAAUGUGUAAACAGACCUUCUCAGGCCACGAGUCUGAUAUUAAUGCAAUUACUUAUUUCCCGAACGGGCAUGCAUUUGCCACCGGCUCCGAUGAUGCCACAUGCCGCCUGUUCGACAUCCGUGCGGACCAGGAGAUCGGCAUGUACUCCCAUGAUAACAUUAUUUGCGGUAUCACGAGUGUGGCCUUCUCCAAGUCUGGCCGACUUUUGCUGGGCGGCUAUGACGAUUUCAACUGUAAUGUCUGGGACGUGCUCAAGCAGGAACGUGCAGGCGUCUUGGCCGGUCACGACAACCGCGUGAGCUGUUUGGGUGUGACAGAGGACGGCUCUGCCGUGGCCACUGGAUCCUGGGACAGCUUCUUGAAGAUCUGGAACUGAGGCUGACUGCGCCGUGGGGGGAGGGCCUUGUUUGCUCGCUAGUUGGCCACGCGGUCCGUGCCACACACACACACACACUCUCUCACAAUACACUCACACACCACAUCACACCCGCUCCAUCAUCCCUCUCACUCAUUGGACAUUUCAUUUUCUCUCACAAGUCGCUUUUUGAUUUCAUCAACCUUUUUCCCUCCCCUCUCAGCAAAGAUUGGAAAGAAUUGAGAAUUCGUGUCGUGGUCUGGCGAAGCGCAUGCACAUUUCCCUCCUUUUCCCCACUAGAGCAAAAGGGGGGAAAAUAAAACCCCCUCAGUUACUAAACACAAACAGCAAAAGCACUGUCACCCUUCUCCCCAAGAUAUGCCUUGUAAAGGAAAGCACAAAUUGGGCAAAGACUCCUCGAUUGUGAUUGUUUUCUUUGUUGGUUUUUUUUUUCUUUUUUUUAAAAGGAAACUUUUGAAUUAUCUGUUGACGUUUUUUUUUUUUUCCUUUUUCAACUGAACAUGUGUCACAUCAAGUUUUAAUAGUAAGGAGCAAUCCCUCGGGCACUCUGCACACUGAUGGCAUAACUGUCCACCACUUGGUGUUUUUUGUUGAUAUUUAUUUUUCUCUCUCUUUCUCUCAUAUUCUGCUCGGCAAAACUCGUGGAUGUUCAGUGUUGGGGUGGUUGAGUUUUUUGGACGAAAAAAUAUUUGGGGGGGGGGGGGACAUUUCUCUCCCGAGCAGAGAAAAACCACGAUCCGAACUGUGUGGCUCAGACUCAUUGACAAUCUCCACGGAAUUAAUAAUACCUAGUGUUGACAAGUGCAGUUAAUUUGGAGUGAGUGAGAAUAGUAGGAUUUUGCAAUUCUUUUUCAUCAUCCAAGGUCUUAAUGUCACUACUCCCCUUCUGUUUUGUUGCUGUGUCAGCUGUCCAUGGAACCCUGUACCGGCCAAAGUUCUGCUUUUGUUUGGUCCAGAGGCGGGGAGAGCUCUCCCUUCUACGAGGAACUCUCUCAAGACCCGUGUAGCAGUUUGAGAUGAGAGUGUUCGUGAAACAUGUGGUUUUGUUGCAGUGACAUUUUUCUCUCUGUGUGCGUGAGGAAGAGAGCGCUAUUACACACGUUAGGAUGGGCAGUUUGUUGAGGACUGCAGGUUUUUUUUUUUUGUUUUUAGUUUUGUUUUCUACCCUCCCACCCUCCACAAAGAUGACACGGACAAUUUGUUUCUCAUGUGGUGGACUUCUGGAUUGAAACAGAGGAAACAACGGACUUGAUGGAAAUGUACCAGAGACGACACACACGGAUGGAUAUCAAGUUCAAUCGGAGAAAGGAUACUACUAGCAGUGGAGUUGUAGAACACCAGCCCUCCAGGAUAUAAAACUGCCACACAGACGGCGCGCGUGUCCUGUGUGGCGAGUUCCUGUUCAAACCAAAGGUUUCUCUGCUUGCUACAGAUUCAGUGCAGACCGGUUGCUCGUUUUGUUCCUGUAUGACAAAGCUUGUCAAAGCUUAUCAAAUUCUGUGUAUGGAUAUAUAUUCUUUUGAUGAAUAUAUUGUGCUUUAUGUGGGCCAUGCUUAUAUGAAUAUAGUUUUAGAGGCAACUUGCAAGGGCCAGAAUUGCUUUUGUUUUGUGUGUGGAGAUUGCCUCUAGAAAAAAGUCUGACAGUGCUGACAGUUUGUAUUGUGUUGGGAGUCAUGCUUGUCGGGUCAGACUGGAGACUUGCGUGGGCCGACGUCUUAUGCUGUUACUCGGGAUAUUUUCUCUGUACAGUUCUGUGAGACGGGGCAUGUAGCCUAUAUCCCUGGCUGGAAGGUUGGUUUGUUGGGAGGCGCAGAGGUUAUUGUUUGCAUAAUUUGCUUCAGCUGAUCCGAAUGACAUCUGGACCUUUGAGGUUGUGAGAAGCUUGCCGAAUUUUUGUUCAUUCCGCGUCGAGACUGCGCUGGCUCCCUGCAAUGUAUCGUGUCUGGCAGUGGGGAGGAGGGGACGGUUGUCACUUUUGACUGUUCACAGAGGGAGAGAAAAAAAAGUUGCGCGUUGUUUACAACCGCUAAGAUGGACAGACAAUGGAAUUUGGGGUGGGGGAGGGGGGAGUUGUUUUGGUGUGUGUCUUUUGUUUGUUCCUUUGACUUAUGGUUUUUUUAUUUUUUAAAAAUUUUAUUUUUUUGUACCAAACCAGCGAGUGGGGGAGGGACAAGUGUUGUUUAGUUGCAAAUGUUGCAGCAUCAGCAAGUAGUGAGAGAGGUGUUGGUGUAGGGUGAUGUAGUUGUGAGCAGCUGAAGCAGGCUGUGCUCUCCCAUGGGACAGGCUGGUGUGUAGCCACAGACUGCUCAUCCAUACCAGUGUCUUGAGUCGUAGCUCGGGACGUGGGCACGCGCGCAUUGUACCGUUUGUUCGUUUUUUUGUGUCGCAUGCGUGAGAGGGAAAGAUCGAAAGAAAGAAGAAGAGAGAGGAAGAAAGGGGGGCUAGUCUGUGCUGUGUGUGUCCCAUCAGAAGGCACCACACACAUACUGACUGGCUGUAUGUACACAAGUUUGAUUGGAUUACAUUUUUUGUGUGGAUGUGUUGUAAUCUUGUGUGCGAGAGUUGUUGUGUGUGAGGGAGGAUUUUUUUGCUUGUGAGAGCUACCGUACUUGUCUACAUGGAUAACUUUCUAUAUAUGUUCACAUCAACUUUGGUACACUGUAGCCUGCAGGCUGCCAGGCGUUUUCCUGUCAGCAUGUCUAAAUGCCAUUUUGUAUUAUCUCAAUGUUAAUGAAACAAGAGUGAAAUGUUACAAGUGCACAUGACAUUUUCAGAAUGUCUAGCUGUUUUUGUUUGGUUAUUAUUUUUUGCCCUGUCCAUCACCCUUCUUUUGCUUUUUUUUUUGUUGAAAGUUCUGUACAUUUUUUUUUCUCUGUCACUUGUAUUAUAAGGAUAAUACUCCCUAUGUUGUUCUCUUUAUUAUUUUUUAACGUUGAAGAUUUUUGGUUUUGUCUUUUUAUUUGUUUUACUCAAGCCAAGGAAUCAUUAGUAUUAUACCGAUGGCCAAUUUCCUUAUCCAGUUUGUUGUCUUGUUGAUAGUGUGAUAUUCAAGCACUGCGUGUUUUGAUCUAUUGUUUUUUUGUUUAUUUAAAACAAAAUUUUAAAGGAAAGAUGUUUUUCACGUUUUCUUUUAUAUAUCCAAGUUCUUGUGUUUUUUUUGGGUUAUUUUGUUCUAAUGUGUAAUAAGUUGAGCCAUUGCCACCAAGCCCGCAGGGAUUUGGGCUGGCAGCACCUCCCUAAUUUGUUCACUGUAGAGAUCUAGACCCACCUUCUGAGUAUACCUGUUCGGGGUUGGUUGUCAUACACAAUACUUUUUUGUUUAUUUUUGGAUACUGAAAUGACAAGAUCUGAUUCCCCCAUUAUUUGACUUCAUUUUAUUAUGCAUCUCUUCGAAGCUUUGUUUUGUAAAUUGUUUUAUACAGAAUAAGUUAUCGUGUAGUUACAGAUUUAUUACGGACAGAUAGUAUGCUCCUUUCUCUCCUCGGUAUUUGAAAAAUUAUUGAAGGACCUGAGGAUUUCUCUAGUCUACUGCACUGAGCAUUGGGGGGGGGGGGGGGGGGAUGGACCUGAGUCUGGUGACAGCAGGGUGGCUCUGUAAAACGUUGGGUGGCGGCUUUCUUUGGUGAACAGAGAGAAAAGGAGCCAGAAGGUGUUGGUUCCAAAUUUUGCAUUGGAACCUACUCUCUGUGGCACAUCCUCAGCCACUGGGGCAGAGGUCAAUGGUAUACCCUUGUUCCUACUACCCACUCACCAUUUUACGAUUUAGCCUUCCCACUGCCCCUCUCCCUCCUCUUGUCAGUGUUAAAGAAGUUCUCAAAAAAUUCCUUGAAUAUAUCCCAUACAGAACUUUUUUUUUCUCUUUUUUUUUUUUUGGUUAUGUUUCUGUAUUUUGAAAUCCUUGGACGCCAUCUUUCUUUUUAAAAAAAAAUUAUUGGUUAUGUGUAAGAAUUGAAUUGCAGAGCUAGGAUUCCCUAAGUUUCUUGCCUUAGUGGUAGCAGACAUGAUGUUAAAUACUGUACAAUUGUCUGGAGUGAGUGUGCGUGUGCCUGUGAUUGGCUGCCAUUGUGUCGUCGCUCUUCACAAUGCGCGGUUCAGCUUGUUUAGGUGUAAUAUAUGAUUUAAAAGAAACAUCUUGUCUUGUACAAUAAAGCAUGCUCACUUCGCUGUGUUUUUUGCUAGUUGAUUAUCAAUACUACUACAUUUAUUACUACUAUAACUAUUACUAUUAUAAAGUAUAAGUUGACUUUACAAAAACGGAAAAAAAAAAAA
Molecule: messenger RNA, 6216 nt
Organism: Aplysia californica (California sea hare)
Lineage: Eukaryota; Metazoa; Mollusca; Gastropoda; Aplysiida; Aplysiidae
Product: guanine nucleotide-binding protein subunit beta
Exons: 9
Coding region: 922-1947 (341 amino acids)
Biological process (GO): G protein-coupled receptor signaling pathway
Cellular component (GO): cytoplasm; heterotrimeric G-protein complex
Molecular function (GO): protein binding; signaling receptor complex adaptor activity
Source: RefSeq, a predicted model, not a curated record